Molecule: messenger RNA, 1053 nt
Organism: Cyanidioschyzon merolae strain 10D
Lineage: Eukaryota; Rhodophyta; Bangiophyceae; Cyanidiales; Cyanidiaceae
Exons: 1
Coding region: 1-1053 (350 amino acids)
Source: RefSeq, a predicted model, not a curated record
AUGUUCACCGGUGGCGAAGCAUUUGCGCCAGCGCCUCAUCGUCCCAUGUCAAGACUAGGUCGCCAGCGCUGGGCUAGCGCUGCUGGUGAGUCCGACACGCACCAGGCCCAAGCAGCACAGUGUCGCGGCAGGCAGCACUUGGUAGCUCUCGACGGAGCAACCGCCACUGCGGCUGCCGCUACAGAAGGGCACUUUCGUACAGCUGCAACAGUACUGCCCGUUAGGGUGUCGAGCACGAUUCCAUCGCAACUUUCACGAAAGUCAGCAGCACGAGCAGUCACAGCAGCGACAGUGAUGUGUUCGUCACCGUACGAGCACCGGCACUCUGCGGAAACGUCCCCCGGAUUGCAACGUGUUGCUAGUUCCGCGACGACCGCUGCGACAUCGCGAGACCAACCCAUUGUAUUCUUCUUUGAUGUGAUGGAUACUCUUGUUUGUGACCCUUUUUUCAAGGACAUGCACCUUCACUUUGGAUUUGACAAACGCGAGGACUUUCUCGCCGCAAAGCACCCGGAGACCUGGAUUCGCUUCGAGCGAGGUGAACUCUCGGUUACCGAUCUGGAGCACCUCUUCUUCAGACCGCUGCACACGCUCCCAUUGCACUUGGCAAAGCAUGCAAGGUUCAAUGCCCGUCGCUUUGAAGCGUAUCUUCGCGAGUCUUACAGAUUCAUGGAUGAAGGCAUAGAACCGCUGCUCGAGUGGCUUGCAUCGCGACAGCCUCCUGGCACGCUGCAUAUUCUCUCGAACUACCCCUGCUACUAUCGAUUCAUUGAAGAGAAGUUGGGUCUAUCGAGGUACUUAUCGUGGACGGCGGUCAGCUGUGAAACCGGCCUCCGGAAACCUGAUCCUCGGGCCUAUGCCGAGGCGGCAACGCGGGCUGGCGCGUCAGCUUCACAAUGCGUUCUGAUCGAUGACCAAAAGCGGAACAUUGACGGUGCUCUGGCUGCUGGCUUUGGGGCGGCAAUCCUCUAUCCCGGCACGAGUUCGGCGUUGCGCUCUCUUCUGGAAGAGUUUCUAGAUGGAAACAACGUCGGCAAGAAGGUGGGCUUUUGA